This is a messenger RNA of Penicillium pulvis, 291 nucleotides long. RefSeq lists its product as uncharacterized. Lineage: Eukaryota; Fungi; Ascomycota; Eurotiomycetes; Eurotiales; Aspergillaceae. The record is from RefSeq and is a predicted model, not a curated record. The transcript has 3 exons. Bases 1 to 291 code for a protein of 96 amino acids.
AUGCCCACGUACCCAUCCGAGCAAUUUCGUCCGGGCCAACCGACGCCUGCUCCUCGCCCACAGCGUCCAAGGCCGUCUCUGAAGGGACACCCGGACAUUCGGUCGACAAAGGAGUAUAAGCUUGCUGCGCGGAGAUGGACAUCGACUAUUGUCGCUUUACCGUUUCUCAUGUAUACAUCUUACAUUCUCUAUGAGCGGACCUACGGCGAUAAAAGCCAGAAACACUUCAUUCCUCCGAAGAAAGAGCAGGAACAGCCUGAGCCUUCUUCCAGCCCCUCCCCAGCCUCGUGA